Amborella trichopoda is the source of this 2393-nucleotide messenger RNA. It is a transcript of the gene PUT5, whose product is annotated as Amino acid permease family protein. Gene Ontology annotation, biological process: transmembrane transport. The record is from RefSeq and is a predicted model, not a curated record. Lineage: Eukaryota; Viridiplantae; Streptophyta; Magnoliopsida; Amborellales; Amborellaceae. Gene Ontology annotation, cellular component: membrane. Gene Ontology annotation, molecular function: transmembrane transporter activity.
AAAAAUGAUAGAGAAACGAUGUGGCGUCCAUUCAUUUUUUUUGCAAUUCUCAGUUGGAUUCUAAAUUCCAACCCAAUGGGGGCCAAGUCCAAACACCCCAUUUAUUCAAUCGGGUGAGUCCAUCUUCUUCUAGUUCCCCUUCCUUCCGGUUCUGCAACCAUAAUUUAUUAAAGAUUUCCGUGAUAUUGGAUCAUGAUAUUCUUCAAUGAACACGCAUAGACCUACUGAAAAUUUUUCCAUGAAAACCCGGUUGCAGAGAUGCCAAUUAUUCAGUGAUUACGAAGGAUUUUAUUGCUUGUACCCAUGGCCAUAGCCAUGACUACUAAAUGGGGGUCAUUGUCUUUCAAAUUGGUGUAUUGUCCCUGAACACCCAUUUGCGUUGACUGCGUAUUUCCAAGAAUUUGAUAGCUCAUCGUGGCACGGAAUGCCAAGAUCACAGAUUCUGGGCUUUGAUGUAUCAAAUCUUGUAAUUUCUCGGAAAACCCAGUUGUGGUGAAUCAUGUUUUUCACUUGAUGGUUGAUGUGUGGUUUCUGCUAAUGCAAAUGAUUGCUGGUUGGGGAGUCAUAGCCUAUUGGCUUAUGCCAUUUUUAUAAAAACCCAUUCGUGUGACUGUGUUUUCGACCGACUAGCAGAGACAUGAUUCACGGUCCUCAAUGUUGUCACCCAUUUGUGGCAAUGUUUGAAUCAAUUUAUCAUUUGGGUUGUGAACCUUACAUGCUUUGAGUUAGGGUCUAUGAUGGGGGAACAAGAAGCAGUCGAAGAAGAUUCAAUAGCACAGAAGCAUGGGGGAACCAGAAAGCUCACUAUGAUGCCUCUGAUAGCUUUGAUCUUCUAUGACGUCUCUGGAGGUCCAUUUGGUGUUGAAGACUCUGUAAAAUCGGGGGGACCCUUGUUAUCUCUUUUGGGUUUCCUUAUUUUCCCCUUAAUUUGGAGUAUACCAGAAGCUCUGAUCACUGCAGAGCUAGCAACCAGCUUCCCUAGCAAUGGAGGCUAUGUACUUUGGAUCUCUGAGGCUUUUGGUCCCUUUUGGGGCUUUCAAGAGGGUUUUUGGAAGUGGUUCAGUGGUGUCAUGGACAAUGCACUUUAUCCUGUUCUCUUUCUUGAUUACUUGAAGCACACCUUCCCUAUUUUCAAAAGGACCAUAGCUAGAAUUCCCGCUUUACUUGGGAUCACUGUUUCUCUCACAUAUUUGAAUUACAGAGGGUUAGCCAUUGUUGGCUUCACAGCAGUUGGGCUUGCAACGUUCUCUCUCUUGCCAUUUGUUGUGAUGGGUUUUCUCUCUAUACCCAGAAUUAGGCCAAGCCAAUGGCUAGUGAUGGAUCUGAAGAAGGUGGACUGGAGGGGGUAUUUUAAUAGCCUGUUUUGGAAUUUGAAUUAUUGGGAUAAGGCAAGUACUCUGGCAGGGGAAGUUGAGAAUCCUAGCAAGACUUUCCCGAAAGCCUUAUGUGGGGCUGUUGUUUUGGUGGUCUCGUCAUAUUUAAUCCCUCUUCUUGCUGGUACGGGUGCUUUGAAUGUGGCAACGAGUGAAUGGAGUGAUGGGUAUUUUGCAGAGGUUGGAAUGUUGAUUGGUGGUAUUUGGCUCAAAUGGUGGAUUCAAGUCGCAGCUGCCAUGUCAAAUAUGGGCUUGUUUGAGGCAGAGAUGAGUAGUGAUGCCUUUCAGCUGUUGGGCAUGAGUGAGAUGGGAAUGCUUCCUGAGAUCUUCUCUUACAGAUCAAAGUAUGGAACACCCACUUUUAGCAUACUCUGCUCUGCAACUGGAGUUAUUUUCUUGUCUUGGAUGAGCUUUCAAGAGAUUGUCGAAUUCCUGAACUUCCUGUAUUCUGUUGGGAUGCUUCUUGAGUUUGCGGCUUUUGUUCGAUUAAGAAUUAAGAAGCCGGAUCUUCAAAGGCCAUAUAAAGUUCCUCUGGAAACAUUUGGAGUGAUUGUUCUUUGCAUGCCACCUGCUGUUUUGCUUCUUCUGGUUAUGUGUCUGGCCUCUUUCAAGACCUUUAUUGUUAGUAGCUUUGUAAUUAUACUUGGUUUCUUAUUAUAUCCAAGCAUAGAAUAUGCAAAACAGAACAGAUGUGUGAGAUUUGGUUCCACAUUAGUGCCUUCUAAGCAAGACCAUGAAAUUAUUCCAGUUGUUCCUCAGCAACAGGAUAUUGCUGAUGAAGCAGCAGUGGGCCUCUUGGAAGAAUUGUCUGAUAUUAAGGUAAAGCAAUGUGAUUUGGACAUGGACUUGAAAUUUGAAUGAAAGAUUCUUGGUUAAAUAUAUCUUGUAUAUGUGAUUUGGAUAUAAAGGUGAUCCUUGUAUAAAAUUAUUUCAUUUUCUUCUAUUGUAGCAAUAUUUGUGUAAUACUAUGUACCUGAACCUUUUCCUACUCUUAUGUAUGUAGCAUGGGAUUUGGCAGCU